GGUUGCGCCGGAGACGAUCAAGCCCAAGAGCUGCUCAGUUCGUGGUUAGUGAGAGCAACCGGCCGUAGCUGCCUGCUGCGCGAUAAGCAUCACUGUCGCCGAAAGGCCCGGUCCCGCGGGUGCGUCGUUAUCUUGCCUGGCAACUCUUGGCGCCGGUAAUAGCUGCCGCCCAUGUAUAGGUGGUGACCUUGAGUGAAAUCGAGAGCCAUCGCGGAGCGAUCAGCAAUCAACAUCGAUCAGCACACAGCACGCGCUAACGAUUAUUUGUCACAGCAGCAGCAGCAGUAACAACAAUAACCAUGCAGCUGUUACGGUUGAUGUUGUCGCGCGGCUACCACUCGUCGAAAGGUGUCUUUGGCUACUGCCCGCGCUCACUCCCGCAGUACAAAGGAGCCAGCGAGGACGUGCUGAAACAACGGAAUCAAAACAGUAAUGCGUACCGGUGGAUCGAAGCGUAUCGGAACCAUGGCCACCGGAUGGCCACGAUCGAUCCAGUGCUAUUUCAGGGACCGCUGGCCGACGAAGAAACCAGCGCACCAACGGUGCUCGACUACACCCGUUACGGACUGGCAGCGUCCGAUCAGGUGGACCCGGCUGGAUUGGUGUAUGUGCCAGCGCCACAAUCGACGCUGUCGAUCGGUGAGCUCGAUCAGGUGCUACGCACUCGCUACUGUGGCACGUGCAGUAUCGAGCUGGCGUACAUCGAGUCGGAAGAGGAGCGCGAGUGGCUGAUCGAGCGGUACGAACGGCUCCUCACCGAACGGCCGCUCACCGACGCUGACCGGCGCGAGGUUGCCGAGCUGAUGCUGAAAUCGCAAGCGUUCGAUCAGUUCCUGGCAGUGAAGUUUCCCACCGUCAAGCGGUACGGUGGCGAGGGCGCCGAGAGCAUGAUGGCGUUCUACCGGGAGCUGUUCCGGUGCGUUACCGAGGCCGGCCUGCGCAACGUCGUCAUCGGGAUGCCCCACCGGGGCAAGCUGAAUGCGCUGACGAUCAUGUUUGGCACGCGCCCGGCCAAGAUCUUUCGGAAGUUCAAGGGCCACCCGGAGUUUGCAGAAGGGGUGAAGGCGAUGUGCGACAUUGCUAGCCAUUUUCAUACUGCGGCCGACAUUAGCUGGAAGGGGAAGACGUUCCAUCUCAACAUGCUGCACAAUCCGUCGCAUCUGGAAGCCGUCAAUCCGGUCUCGAUGGGCAAGACUCGAGCCAAGCAGCUCGCCAUCGGCGACGGAGGCUACGGUAGCGGUCCACGUGAUGGGCUGGUCUGGUCGAAAGCGCUGAACGUGCAGGUGCACGGUGAUGCCGCCUUGCCGGGGCAGGGCGUGAACCAGGAGUGUCUCAUGAUGGCGCAGGUGCCCCACUUCGAUGUGGAUGGUACGAUCCACCUAGUCGUAAACAAUCAGGUGGGAUUCACCACUCCGGCCCAGCGGGGACGCGGUACGCGAUACGUGUCCGAUCUAGCCAAAUCCAUCAUGGCACCGAUCGUGCACAUUAAUGGCGACGAUCCAGAGGCGCUGACCUACAUGACGCAGCUGGCGGUCGAGUAUCGGCAGCGGUUCGGGAAAGACUUCUUCAUCGACCUCAACUGUUUCCGACGCUGGGGCCAUAACGAGCUGGACGAUCCGACCGUCACCAACCCGCUGCUGUACGAGGUGAUCCGGCGCCGCCAGUCGAUACCGGAUACGUACGCCCGGCGGCUGAUCGAUGCCGGCGUACUCGACCAGCCGGAUGUGGAUGCAAUGUCGAAAAGCCACCAGAACAUGCUGACAGCCGAGCUGCAGGCAUUAGCGGAGUACGAGCCCGAGCGGAGCUACUUCGAGAAGCAGUGGGCCGGCAUGGAGCAACCCGGCAACGAGGUCACCGUAUGGAACACCGGACUCGACUACCGGUUGCUGGACCACGUUGGGCGGGCAAGCGUCGCCCAUCCGGAAGAUUUUAACAUUCAUCCCCAUGUGAAGAAGACGCAUGUUGACGCGCGGCUAAAGCGAUUGGCCGAAGGACAGCGCAUCGACUGGGCGACAGCGGAAGCACUGGCAAUCGGAAGCCUCAUGUACCAGGGCUACAACGUACGUUUGAGCGGCGAAGACAUCGGCCGCGGUACGUUCGCCCAGCGGCACGCCAUGUUCGUCGAUCAGCGCACGAACGAGAUUCACAUUCCACUCAACGCCAUGGCCGGCGGCGGUGCUGCCAGUGGGCGGCUGGAGCUAGCGAACAGUAUUCUGUCGGAGGAAGCCGUGCUCGGCUUCGAGUACGGGAUGGCCAUCGACAGCCCCAAUACUCUUGUCAUCUGGGAAGCCCAGUUCGGUGACUUUUUCAACGGGGCCCAAAUCAUCAUCGACACGUUCCUCGUCAGUGGAGAAACCAAAUGGAUGGUGUGCAAUGGGCUGGUGAUGCUGCUACCGCACGGCUAUGAUGGUGCCGCGUCCGAGCACAGUUCCUGCCGCAUGGAACGGUUCUUACAGAUGACCGACUCGUGCGAAUCGCACCCAGAUGGAGACGAUAUCAAUCUGCAGAUCGUGAACCCUUCGACGCCGGCCCAGUACUACCAUGUGCUGCGGCGGCAGAUGAUACGUAACUUCCGGAAGCCGUUGGUCGUCGUGGCGCCCAAAACGCUACUUCGGCUGUCGGAGUGCGUUUCGACGCACGUCGACUUUGCCCCCGGGACACACUUCGAACCAGUGUUGCCGGACGCCCUGGAGCUCGAUCCCAAGCGCGUCCGCCGGGUGGUGCUGUGCAGCGGUAAGCACUACUAUACGCUGCAUCAAGAGCGCAAAGCACGUGCUCUGUCGGAUGUGGCACUACUGCGUUUGGAAUCGCUGUGCCCGUUUCCGGUCCAAUCGCUGAACAAUGAGCUUACCAAGUACCCGAAUGCACGAGAGUUUGUCUGGAGCCAGGAGGAACAUCGCAAUAUGGGCGCAUGGACAUUUGUGCAGCCUCGAUUUGAGAACAUGUGUGAACGACGGCUCCAAUAUUGUGGACGACCGGAGGCGGCGACCGUUGCAGUUGGUGUUGGGCCCUGGCAUGCACAAGAAGCGGAGACGGUGAUUAGGUCUACUUUUCAAUAAUGCUAGUCCGGACUAUCUCGUUUCUAGCAUUUAUUUUCUAACCACAAAUCCCUAAAUCCGGUCAUCCGGGAUUUGUUCAGAGGAUGUUUACAAAAGAAAGAGUAACCAGCCUUUAACUUAAUCAGUAACGAAACGACUAGAGCCUUUCCGGCGUUGCUCGAUAUGCUUUGGAAGAUGAAGAAUUUUUUCCACCACGAUCAACCACUGCGCAAAACCUUAUCUUGGCAAUUUUGGUCCAAAGUUGUUCAGUUUUUAGCUAUAGUUUUUCUUUAUUACUAUCUUGCAUAAUGCAUUAUUUUAUUAAAUGUUAUUUCAUAAUGCUCAUUUUAGUAUUGUAUAUAGCCUUCCUAGAUGCCUUCCUAUCCAAGUUAGUAGCCGGUGUCGACAUCACGGAUUCAUCUCCACUUUGCCACGUACAGCAUAUAUUCUAUUCCGGAGAUUUUUCGUUUUGUUUUGUUACUCACCGAACGUCCACAACGGUGUCAUAUGCCGGGCAAGUGUGUUGAUAUAAUCGAACGUUUGCAGUAUCAGUUUGUUGUCGGUGCGGUAGAUCGCUUCGAAACCUCGGUGCAGAAUAGCCACGUGAGGUAGGCCACUGUCGACGAGAAAUUUGGCAAACAACAACGCACUCUGAUGCGCGACACCUACAACAAUAACAAUCACAGGCGGCUGGCGACGCAGGUAUGCCUCAAGCUUCGGUAUGUUGAGUGCCUCGAGCCGACACUCCUUCAGCGAUACCGAGCUGAACGGUACGUUGAUGCUGUUUUCGAUCGCCGCUUUACGAUAGUCGAGAUUGCUGCGAAUGUCGAGGACAGCCGUGCUGGAGUGACGAUCUCGAAGCAGACAAAUCAAAUCAUACACGCUAAUCCGAGGAUGCAGCUCGGUCUGUACGUCUCGCAGAUCAGCCUCGCUGUAGUUUAAAUCCUAAAAGUAAGGGAAGAGUUGUCAUCAACAACAUUUCAACCGCAGUAACUUUGUAGCUGUAAUAUGACGAGCGUGAAGGGAACCUACAAAUUCUUCUGGGGCUUCCUCGUGCAAGGCGAACUGCCGGUACGUAAUGCUCUUGGGCGUGAACUGGUACAUCGUUUCCGAGUCAUUCACACAUGUUUCAAUGACAAUGUCGGGAAGAUCGCUGAACAGUAGAAUGCACUCGUUGAACCCCGAUUUUAACAAAGUACCCUUGAGCUGCCUCAAAAUUGCAAUACCGAUAAAGAGCGGAUAGGAACUAUCUCCUAGAAUCAAUUUGUCCCAGAGAUGAAAUAUUUUAUGCAGCGGAAACACAUCUGCAAGAAGACACGAAAGAACAAUUUUUUCAUUCAAACCCAUCAGCGAGCGAGAAACAUAUCAGCAGCACACUACUAACGGCUAAACAUUGUCAGAAACCACGGAAUUGCGUACAACUCGGGAAUAAAAUUGAUGCCGUGCAGGUGGCGUGCCAAAACGGGUUCGUGGAAGAAAAUCAGUUGUGAAAAUUUCACCAGAUACUCCUUAAUGACCGACGAGUUGUCCUUUAGGAAAAACAGA
Anopheles bellator is the source of this 4583-nucleotide messenger RNA. Its product is annotated as probable 2-oxoglutarate dehydrogenase E1 component DHKTD1 homolog, mitochondrial. NCBI's taxonomy places the organism in Eukaryota, Metazoa, Arthropoda, Insecta, Diptera, Culicidae. The record is from RefSeq and is a predicted model, not a curated record. The coding region runs from base 300 to 3059 and encodes 919 amino acids. Gene Ontology annotation, biological process: tricarboxylic acid cycle. The transcript is spliced from 7 exons. Gene Ontology annotation, molecular function: thiamine pyrophosphate binding; oxoglutarate dehydrogenase (succinyl-transferring) activity.